CUCUCGCGCCCUUCCCAGCCUCGUUGUGGUGGAAGGCGCCAUUGAGCCGAGCCGUCGCCGGAGCCUGGAGGGAGCCGCCGCCGCCGGGCCGCCGCCAUGGACUACGGGGAGGACAUGGACCGUGAUUAUGGACAUGGAGCCUAUGGUGGCCCAAGACCCAUGGACUCUUACUUAAACCAGUCAUAUGGGAUGGAUAGUCAUGGAGGAGGUGGCGGCAGUGGAGGAGGAGGUGGUGGCGGCAACAGGUUUGGACCUUAUGAGUCUUACGACUCCGGGUCUUCUCUGGGUGGGCGAGAUCUAUACAGAUCUGGCUAUGGUUAUAAUGAACCCGAACAAAGCCGCUUCGGAGGUAGUUAUGGUGGUCGAUUUGACAGCUCCUACCGGAAUAGCCUUGACUCUUUCGGAGGUAGAAACCAGGGCGGGUCUAGCUGGGAAGCACCUUACUCACGUUCAAAAUUGAGGCCUGGGUUUAUGGAGGACAGAGGAAGAGAGAGUUACUCUUCCUACAGCAGUUUUUCUUCACCCCAUAUGAAGCCUGCACCUGUAGGCUCUCGGGGGAGAGGAACGCCUGCUUAUCCUGAAAGUGGAUUUGGAAGCAGAAACUAUGAUGCUUUUGGAGGACCAUCAACAGGCAGAGGCCGAGGCCGAGGACCUAUGGGAGACUUUGGAGGCAUGCAUAGACCCGGAAUUGUUGUUGACUAUCAUAAUAAACCCAGUUCUGUAGCAUUUGCUGCAAGAGGAAUAAAGAGGAAAAUGAUUCCACAGCCAUAUAACAAACCUGGUGGGACAUUUAUCAAGAAACCCAAACUGACAAAACCUAUUAUGAAGAUGAACACGAAAAAUCUACCUAAUUCCAAGCCAGAUGUCAGGAGCGAAGAGGAAGAAAAGCGACGAAUUGAGGCAAGAAGAGAGAAACAAAGGCGAAGAAGGGAGAAAAACAGUGAAAAAUAUGGGGAUGGAUACAGAAUGGCAUUCACUUGUUCAUUUUGUAAAUUUCGAACAUUUGAAGAAAAAGAAAUUGAAUCUCACCUGGAAAGUGCUGCCCAUCAGGAAACAUUGGACCAUAUCCAGAAACAAACCAAAUUUGACAAAGUCGUGAUGGAGUUUCUGCAUGAGUGCAUGGUGAAUAAAUUCAAGAAGACAGCUAUGCGCAAGCAACAGACCAGCAGUCAAUCUGAAAAUGUCCAAGCUGUUGAAAAAGAUAUAAUGGAAGGUGUUACUGCUGAUGACCACAUGAUGAAAGUAGAGACAGUUCAUUGUAGUGCUUGUAGUGUGUAUGUUCCUGCACUACACAGUUCCGUUCAACAGCACUUAAAAUCUCCUGAUCAUGCAAAAGGAAAACAAGCCUACAGAGAACAAAUAAAAAGGGAGAGUGUACUGACUGCUACUAGUAUCUUGAAUAACCCAAUAGUGAAAGCACGAUAUGAACUGUAUGUCAAGGGUGAAAAUCCGUUUGAAAAUAGUGAUCAGACUCAGGAGCAGCAGAUAGAGGAAGAAGACAAGGCUGAUGAAGCUGUUGAGGAGGAAGAGGAGGAGGAGGAAGAGGAGGAAGAAGAGGAGGAGGAAGUGGAGGAGGAAGAGGAAGUAGAGGAGGAGGAGGAGGAGGAAGAGGAGGAAGAAACAGAAGAACAAACUGACUUCACCCUUGACCACACUGGAGAUAACUAAAUGCAGAGAGAGAGAGAAAAUUGAAGUGGGGAAAACACCUUUUUAUUUCUGUUCCAUAGUGGCAAACUGUAAGAUACUUUCAAAAUAGGUUCAAAUAAGAGAGUUGUCUAAAACCCCCCACCCUGUGCAUGCAUUCCAUUAUGUGGAGAAUUUCUGUUUCCCAUUUGUUUAAAAUGAAGUAGAUUAUUUAGUUAAUUUUUUUUAUAGCAAGCCAACUAUUAGAGCUGAUUAAAAGUGGUGCUGUAUAUUUUUUUUAAGUUUCCUUUCUCUUACUUUGCUGUUGAAAAUUAGGUAUAUUAGUUUAUAGUCUAAUCACUUGAAAAAAGGAAAACUCUUUGGGUUUAAAUAGAGUGCUAAAUGGCAUAAAAUAUUAUGUGGCUCAUAAUAUUUACCCCUUAGUGCAAGGAUGGUUACAUUUUAAAAAUUGUGCUGUGAACAUGGCUGGUUUUGUUUUUUUUUUUUACUAAAUUGCACGCUAUAUAUUAGUACGUGUUAUGCCUUGUAGCUUUUUGUGAUAAGAUGUACCAGUUUGUAGCAAUAAAACGUUUUAGAAAUGCCA
Molecule: messenger RNA, 2227 nt
Organism: Gavialis gangeticus (Gharial)
Lineage: Eukaryota; Metazoa; Chordata; Crocodylia; Gavialidae
Gene: ZNF326
Product: zinc finger protein 326
Exons: 10
Coding region: 97-1668 (523 amino acids)
Biological process (GO): regulation of DNA-templated transcription elongation
Cellular component (GO): nucleus; DBIRD complex
Molecular function (GO): DNA binding
Source: RefSeq, a predicted model, not a curated record